Molecule: messenger RNA, 1732 nt
Organism: Striga asiatica
Lineage: Eukaryota; Viridiplantae; Streptophyta; Magnoliopsida; Lamiales; Orobanchaceae
Source: the annotation of a GenBank genome assembly
AAAAAAAAAAAAAAAAAUAUUGGGUUUUACAUUUUCUUCCUCGAGCUUUUUCCCAGUCCAUUAAUGGAGGAAAUUCUGCCUUUCUUUACAAAAUAUUCACCCACAUACAAAUUAAAUCUAAAAUAUUGAAACCCAUCAGCGGAUAAGCUUAGGCGCCAGUUUUGUCGCCCGUAAAUCUUUCAAAACAAUCACUCUUUUUCCUGUUCUUUAAUCCAUUGAAACGCAAGAUUUUUGCAGAACUCGCUGAAAAAAAGCGGAAUGGAGAUGGAGGACAGGGAGAGCACUGAUUCCGGUUCUUUAAGCGGCAACCCGGAGUCCUAUUCGCCGCCGUUGAGCGGCGCCGGAGACUAUGCCGCCUCCGGCGGUGGCGGCGCCCCGGGACUGAUAAACGUGAACAUAAGCGCGGAGCAUGCCGCGUCCGUGGAAUCGGGCGGUGGAGCCGUAUCCGGCGGGGGAUUGCCGGGGUGUGGUGGGCCCUCCGGUGGUCCCGGCGGCGGCAACGGAGAUUUAACGGCGGUGAAGAAGAAGAGGGGGAGGCCCAGAAAGUACGACGCCGAGGGGAACCUAAACCCGGCGUACAUAAAGUCGCCGCCUUUGGCGGCGGCGGCGCCGCCGCAGGCGGGGUUUACGCUGUCGACGCCACCGUCGUACGAUUACUCGGUGGGCCCUAAAAGGGGGCGCGGCAAACAUCAUUCUGGGCACACGAGCUGGCCGGUUCUUGCUUCCUUGGGUGAAUUGUUUGCAAACACAGCAGGAGGGGACUUUACACCCCAUGUGGUAACUUUACAUACUGGAGAGGAUGUUGCUGGGAAGAUACUCACAUUUGCACAGAAGGAUCAUAGAGGAAUUUUGGCCAUUAAAAUGCAGGGCCGUUUUGAGAUUUUAACAUUAACGGGUUCUUACACGAUUUCUGAUAAUGGUGGAAUGAGAAGCCGUUGUGGCGGAUUAAGUGUGACGUUAGCUAGCCCAGAUGGCCGUGUGAUUGGUGGUGGUGUAGCAGGUUUACUCAUGGCAGCUAGUCCAAUACAGAUUGUGGUUGGAACUUUCGUCCCCAACGGUUUCAAGGUCCCGAAAAGGAAGUACCAAACAGAGCCCAAAAGCGUCCCAACAUGUGCUCCAGCUACAGUCACAGCCGCAAGGCCCAUAUCACAGGCCCCACCCGAGAUCAUCACUUACCCAGCACAACAGUUUCUAGUGGGCCCACAAAAUCCGGGCUCGGCCCAAACUGACAGCUCCUUCAGCCACAAGGGCUUGCAAAAUCCUGCACCAACUGAUACUGCCGAGUGGAAUGGGCCUGGGCCUGGCUCUGCACAUAGGCCAUCUCCCGAUAUUAACAUUUCCAUUCCAUUUGACGAGCAUUGAAGCUGAUUUUAUAUUAUUAGGGUUUUCAGAUGUUUUGCGGUUUUUCAUUAGGCAUAACCGAAUCGGAUUUUAUCGUAACAUAGGUAAUAUUAGGUGUUUUGGUGAAUGACUUCCAUUUGUUCUUUAUCUCUGAAUUUUUUGUUUCAAGUACUCAGUAACCAGCUUGUUUUGGCUUUCUUUCCACUGAAAUUGAAGUGCAUUUGGUUGCUAUUACAGUCACACGACCCGCUCGUGAGCUCGGUUCAGUUCGUUACUUCAUUAAAGUUGACUUGGCUUGUUUAUCAUACAAGUCGAGCUCAAGUUCAUUUGCAGCUCGUAAAGCUUGUUAAGGCUAGAAAAGAUGAUCUGUUUAUAUAAUUUUCUAUAGUUU